AGAGAGAGAGAGAGAGAGAGAGAGAGAGAAUAUGUUGAAGGCUCAAGUGAAUCAGUCUGAGUCUGGUCGGGCGCUUGCGCUGCAAUUUCACAAGUCUUUCGUGCCCGGUCAUGGUAGUGCAAUGCUCCUACCUCAGGGGCCAGCAGCGCCGGCUCUCGGUCAAAAGCAAAAGAAGUACUGGUCCGUCAAGGCCGUCUCCAAAGAAAUUAAAGCUAAAGCGGUCGCCGCUGGACCGGCUUUGGCAGAAUCUGUGAGAGUUAAGGCGGUAGUUACAGUGCAACUAACGUGCGGCGGGGUCUUCUCAGACAAUUGGUGGGAGAGACGCCUCGAUGACUUUACUGACCUUCUUCAUAAAACGUUGUUAUUGGAGCUCGUUAGCUCAGACCUUGAUCCUCUGACUGGGAUGGAGAAGGAGACCAUCACGGGAUAUGCUCGUUGGGUUGGUAAAGAGGAGAACGAGCUCAAGUAUGAGACCGAGAUUGUGGUUCCAGAGGGUUUCGGGGAAGUGGGGGCAGUUUUGGUGGAGAAUGAGCAUCACGCGGAGAUGUACCUCAAGACCAUUGUCCUUGGUGGCUUCCCUAACGGCCCUCUUAACAUCGCCUGCAAUUCAUUUGUUCAUAGCAAGUUUGAUAACAAAGAGAAGAGGGUCUUCUUCACUAAUAAGUCAUACUUGCAAUUUGCGACUCCGGGUGGGCUGAAGAGGUUGAGAGAGAGGGAGCUAGAGAUCCUGCGUGGGGACGGCAAGGAAGAGCGUAAGAAGUACGAGAGGAUCUACGACUACGACACCUACAAUGAUUUGGGGGACCCCGACAACAAUACAGCUGACUUGGCACGCCCUGUUCUUGGCGGCCGCCACCACCCUUAUCCUAGACGUUGUAGAACUGGACGCCCUCAUUGCAACAACGAUCCCACAUCCGAGAAAAAGAGUGGAAGUAUGUAUGUGCCGAGAGAUGAGGCAUUUUCUGAUGUCAAGAACUGGGAUUUCAAUGCCAAGAAAUACAAGUCAGCGGCUCAUGGUCUGGUACCCUACCUUCAGACAAAACUCCUCAAUCCAGAACUCGGAUUCCCCUACUUCACAAAAAUUGAUUCACUAUUCAAUGAAGGGCUUACGCUACCUAAGCCUAAAAAUCAAUCUUGGGUAUUGAACUUGCUUUUACCAAGGCUUGUCAAGGCCCUUAAUGACGCAGGAGAUGAGCUCUUGCUCUUUGAGGUCCCUGAGACCAUAAACAGAGACAAAUUCUCUUGGUUUAGGGAUGAGGAAUUCUCGCGCCAGACUCUUGCAGGGCUUAACCCCUUCAGCCUUCAGUUGGUCACGGAAUGGCCGUUGAAGAGCAAACUCGACCCUGAGACCUAUGGCCCAGCUGAGUCUGCAAUUACUGCAGAACUAGUCGAACGAGAGAUCAAAGGUGUCAUGACAGUUGAUGAGGCCAUAGAGAGAAAGAAACUGUUCAUGUUAGAAUACCAUGAUCUGUUGUUACCUUACGUACACAAAGUGAGAGAGAUCAAAGGAACAACAUUGUAUGGGUCACGGACGUUGUUCAUGCUCACCCAUGAUGGCACAUUGAGACCUCUAGCAAUUGAGCUCACUCGGCCACCUAAAGAUGACAAGCCUAUGUGGAGGGAAGUGUUCACCCCUGGUUGGGAUGCCACAGGCUGCUGGCUAUGGAGACUCGCUAAAGCUCAUGUCUGUGCCCAUGACGCUGGCGUUCACCAGCUUAUCGUCCACUGGCUAAGGACACAUUGUUGUACUGAGCCUUAUAUAAUUGCAGCAAAUCGGCAACUAAGUGCGAUGCACCCAAUUUAUCGGUUGUUGCUGCCCCAUUUCCGGUACACGAUGGAGAUCAAUGCUCUUGCUCGGAUGUCCCUUAUAAAUGCUGGUGGGAUCAUUGAGAGCACCUUCUUUCCAGGAAAGUAUUCAAUGGAGCUCAGCUCUGUGUAUUAUGACAAAUAUUGGAGGUUUGAUAUGGAGGCUUUGCCUGCAGACUUGAUUAGAAGAGGAAUGGCUGUUGAGGAUCCAACUGCUGAGCAUGGUCUAAGGCUAACAAUUGAGGAUUAUCCAUUUGCUAAUGAUGGUCUUAUUCUCUGGGAUGCACUUAAGCAAUGGGUGAGUGACUAUGUCAAUCACUACUAUCCAAAAGGUAGCUUUGUUGAAUCUGAUGAAGAACUCCAAGCAUGGUGGAAUGAGGUAAGAACCAAGGGCCAUGCAGACAAAAAGGAUGAGCCAUGGUGGCCUACCCUCAAAACUCAAGAUGAUUUAACCCAAGUGGUGACAACCAUCAUCUGGGUCACCUCCGGCCACCAUGCCGCCGUCAACUUCGGCCAAUACCACUACGCUGGAUACUUCCCCAACCGGCCAUCGAUCGCAAGGACGAAUAUGCCCACCGAGGAGCCAUUAGAGGAAGAAGAGUUCAAGAAUUUCUUGGCCAAACCUGAAUUUGCACUAUUGAAGUGUUUCCCUUCACAAAUUCAGGCUGCUACGGUGAUGGCCAUAUUGGAUGUGUUGUCUAAUCACUCUGUGGAUGAGGAGUACCUUGGAGGUGAGAUUGAACCAGCUUGGUCUGAGAAUCCAGUGAUAAAGGCAGCAUUUGAGAGGUUUAAUGGGAGACUAAUGGAACUUGAAGGGAUUAUUGACGCAAGGAAUCUAGAUUUGAAUUUGAAGAACAGAAGUGGUGCAGGAGUGGUACCUUAUGAGUUAUUGAAGCCACACUCAGAAGCUGGGGUCACUGGAAUGGGAGUUCCUUACAGCAUCUCCAUUUAAGACUUGGAUUUGUGUGGUCAGUUUUUGGUAAACAAUUUCAAAUAAAUCACAGUAUCUUCCUCUAAUCUGUUCCUUAUCCGAAGUUGGGGCUUGUAUGCUAUUUGGAGCCGGAACUUACUGUCCUCCUUAGAGUGUUUGAAGUUGUGGAUCUUUGAUUGGAGUUGUCUGUUUCCUAAUGUGUCACUGUUGGGUUCGCCUUCCCUGGGCUCCUUAAUCUCUUGGGUUUGUCCUUGAGAUUUCUUGGUGUAUCUUCUGGUACCUUUUAUAUUCAUCUUCUUUUUUAUCUAUUUAAAGUUGAUAUCUAUAAAUAAAUACCCUGUGUUUGAUAAUCAUUCUGUUUUAGAAA
This is a messenger RNA of Macadamia integrifolia, 3104 nucleotides long. RefSeq names its product linoleate 13S-lipoxygenase 2-1, chloroplastic-like. Gene Ontology annotation, molecular function: metal ion binding; protein binding; oxidoreductase activity, acting on single donors with incorporation of molecular oxygen, incorporation of two atoms of oxygen. Lineage: Eukaryota; Viridiplantae; Streptophyta; Magnoliopsida; Proteales; Proteaceae. The transcript has 9 exons. The record is from RefSeq and is a predicted model, not a curated record. Gene Ontology annotation, biological process: lipid oxidation. Bases 32 to 2758 code for a protein of 908 amino acids.